AUGGGAGAAGGUCCGGGCUACACUGCAUUAAAAUCAGGAGAAAUAGUAUACCUUAUCAAAUGCAAACCUGUAGAAGUUGAACUAGAUAGAAGCCACAAAGCUUGUUUUCAGGAACUCCCAAUAAUACACAACAAACAAAAAUUAUUCAUGGCACCAAAAACGCACACCUUACAAAAAUAUGGUACUGAAAUCGACUGCACAUUCAUACUACCAGCCGGAUAUUUCAUGGAAGAUGAAUGGAUAAGCAUGUCACCUCAAUACAAUGAACUAGGUUCAGGCAAAACACCUCAAUUAUUAAAACCACAAACAACUUGGACAUGGGCAUAUAAAAGUCCACAACACCUAAUGAACGCAGGCUUAUACUCAAGCGACAUGAUUAACGCUUUACAAAAACACCUAUUAUUUCCUCAAGAAGUUUUUGCAGCUCAAAGCAACCUAGCAAGAGAAACAAUGGGCUACAACACUCUUGAUCAAGGACUAAAAAUAAGACCUUAUAUCGAUGAACAACUCAUAAGCAAAUUGGUCGAAGAAAAACUAAACAAAAUGUGGGGCUGGUUUGUAGGUUUUGGUAAUUUUAUAUCUGGAUUAUUAGGUGUAUUUGUUAUAUGGAAAAUCUUUAUGAUAUGUCUAAACACAACAAUCAACAUGUCAAUCUUAUAUCAAACUUUGGAUUUAGCUUUUAAAGUACUGGCAGGUUUAUUUGCAAGCAUGACACAUUAUUUUAUGCAUAAAUCACAUACUAAAGCUAAACAAAAUACACAAAAUAAUGAAAAUGAAAAUCCAGAGACAUACUUAUUAGACAAUAUUACAGAACAACCUAUAUCACAACCUACACCACAACCUAGACAAAUCUAUCCAUCACUAAAUAUAAAAAACACACAACACCAAGAUCUUAGAAGAUCAUUAUAA
Molecule: messenger RNA, 909 nt
Organism: Macrosiphum euphorbiae (potato aphid)
Lineage: Eukaryota; Metazoa; Arthropoda; Insecta; Hemiptera; Aphididae
Source: the annotation of a GenBank genome assembly